AUGGGACCAAAGGAACCUAGUGUUAAGGCAACUUUUGCCGAUGUCACAAAGGCGCCGACCUGUCAGGCGGACAUUGGUAAUGGGGUUAAGUUAGGGUUACUCCCCAAAGGGUACCCUAAGGCACUUUGGUCCUUAGACCAACUACAGGCCAUUCAGACGGCCAUCCUGGAGGAGGUGAGGCGGCAGCGAAAGGGCUCUGUGAAGCCCAAGUUUAGCGGUUGCACCUUCCGUCCGGGAUGGAUGUCCAUUGGCUGCGGAGACGCUGAAACGCUGGAAUGGCUGCGCAAGGUAUCCCAAACCCUGAAGCCUUGGAAGGGCGCGGAAAUUGUGGCAAUGAAUGCCACUGACGUGCCCAAACCCAGUGUAUACGUUGGGUACUUUCCGGAGCCAUCAACCACUCCAGUGGACAGUAUCCUUGGCCUUGUCGAGGGUCAGAAUGAAGGGCUGCGGGUAGGUAGCUGGAGGGUGCUCAACAGGGUACAGAAGGGACCCACCACUGGGCUCACUCUAGCGGUUGACCCGCACUCAGCGGAGACACUCGACAGGCUGGGAUACCUAGUCAAUUAUGGAUAUGGCAGGGUGCGAAUCCAUAAAAAAGGGAAGACGACUGAGUCGUCAGACCCGAAGGGUACACAGCCUGCUAUAGCCAGUUCCUCCUCCACUGCACAAAGUGCGUGCUUCAAAGAGGGACCUUGCGGUUCCAAGGACGUACCCAAGGGACUGCAAAGGUUACCUUCAGAGUAG
Molecule: messenger RNA, 744 nt
Organism: Rhagoletis pomonella (apple maggot)
Lineage: Eukaryota; Metazoa; Arthropoda; Insecta; Diptera; Tephritidae
Exons: 1
Coding region: 1-744 (247 amino acids)
Source: RefSeq, a predicted model, not a curated record